AUGCAGUUCUCCAUCCUCAAGCUCGCCGUUGCUGCCCUGGCAGUCUGCAGCGAUUCUGUCCUUGGCCAGACGACUCCGGCCCAGGUUGUCCAGAACAUCAACAUGGUCACCCAAAAGUCCAACGCUCUCAUUGCGCCCGCGCAAAAGAUUGAUAUCGUCAGCGGACCACUCAUUAUUGUCGGCCAGGGGCCCUUCCCGCAAAUCAUCGCGGGCUUCGUGGACAUUGUCACUACCGUCAGCACGGCUCUCACCCAAAUGCAGGGUAUGCCCGCCGUACCGGCCGGUGCCCAGUCCGACGCCAUCUUUGAGGCGUUCCGCGACUUCGUGCGCGUCCACCAGGCGCUUCUCAACGUCCUCAUCGGCAAGGCCGGUCUCUUCUCGACCGUGCCCCUUAUCGGUCAGCCUGUCGCUGCCGUCCUCAGACAGGUCGAAAAUGUCGUCGAUGUGAGUUUGGCUCCCCACAUUUUCCUCAUGAAAAGUGUCUGGCUGACGUUGAUGGGGGCUUUCAAGUCCGUCGCCUUUGCUCUCAUCGACGCUGUGCAGAGCAGGGCCACCGACCUCCAGGCGCAGGCCAGCAUGCUCAGUGGAACCAUCACUACCACGAUUGACCGCUACCAAGGCCUCUCACUCAACUAG
Messenger RNA from Colletotrichum orchidophilum, 636 nucleotides. Its product is annotated as UVI-1 protein. The coding region runs from base 1 to 636 and encodes 211 amino acids. NCBI's taxonomy places the organism in Eukaryota, Fungi, Ascomycota, Sordariomycetes, Glomerellales, Glomerellaceae. The record is from RefSeq and is a predicted model, not a curated record. The transcript is spliced from 2 exons.